Molecule: messenger RNA, 1332 nt
Organism: Aspergillus thermomutatus
Lineage: Eukaryota; Fungi; Ascomycota; Eurotiomycetes; Eurotiales; Aspergillaceae
Product: SGNH/GDSL hydrolase family protein
Exons: 4
Coding region: 1-1332 (443 amino acids)
Molecular function (GO): hydrolase activity, acting on ester bonds
Source: RefSeq, a predicted model, not a curated record
AUGGCCACAUUUCUUUCUCGUGUAGUUCCCGCUCUUCUUCUGCUUCUCCAACUCGACAAUGUCUGGUCGCUUCCUCUAGACUCAUCGCUUACUCACAGAGACGCGGCUUCAAGCCGUGGAUCUCACUGGGUGGAUAUCUGGACAACCAUGCCCCAACUGGUCGAGCCCUACAAUCUGCCUCCCCCUCCAUACAACUCUUCAACCUCCGUCUUCAACAAUUCCACCAUCCGCCAGACGAUCCAUGUCACGCUUGAUGCAGACAGCAUCCGUCUGCGGCUCUCAAAUGCCUUUGGGGUGAACGAUCUGGCAAUCAGCAGCGUCGCCAUUGGCCUUCCAGUCGACCAAAAGACGGGAACGAGUGCCCUGCAACCGAGAUCAAGCAGGAAAGUCCUCUUCAGCGGGAACGAAGAUAUCACCAUUCCGAACGGAGCGCUGGCUGUGUCAGAUCCAAUCUAUUUCCCUGUCAAGGCGCAGUCGACUCUCCUGAUUGAUAUCUACCUCGCUCAUGGGCAGCAGGGCAAUGCCAUCACCGGACAUCCGGGAAGCAGAACGACAUCCUGGCUGUCCUUUGGGAACUGGGUUGGGGCGAAAAACCUGACCGAUCCGUCGGUGAUGAGCGUGGAUCACUGGUACUUCCUCAGCGCCGUCGAAGCGUCCCUGCCGUCCUCCGCGCGCAGCUUCGCCAUCAUCGGCGACAGCAUCACCGACGGCAGGGGCAGCGACACCAACGGCAACAAUCGAUGGCCCGAUCUCCUCCUCGCCCGAAUGCAAAACCACAAGGCCACCUCCUCCAUCGCCCUCCUCAACCAAGCCGCCGGCGGCAACCGCAUCCUCGCCGACGGGCUGGGCCCCAACGUGCUCAGCCGCCUCGACCGCGACGUGCUUGCGCACUCGGGCGUGCGCUACGCCAUGAUCUUCGAGGGCGUCAAUGACAUCGGCGUGGCGGGCACGGAUCCCGCCGAGCAGAGGCUCGUCGGGGAUAGACUGCUCGUUGCGUUUGCGCAGAUCGCGGCGCGGGUCCAUGCGGCCGGCAUCCCGGUCUUCGGGGCGACGAUUACGCCGUUCGGGACGCCGGCGACGUCGAACUACACGCAGCCGUACUCGAGUGGCGAGCGCGAGAGGACGAGGCAGAGGGUGAAUGAGUUUAUUCGGACGAGUGGGGUUUUCGAUGCGGUGCUGGAUUUCGAUGCGGUGCUGAGGGAUCCGAAGGCGCAGGGGCAGUUGGCGGAGGAGUAUGAUUCGGGGGACCACUUGCAUCCGAAUGUGAAGGGGUAUCAGGCUCUGGCGGAUCGUUUUCCGUUGGAGGUUUUUGAUAGGUUUAGGGGUUAUUGA